This is a messenger RNA of Ilyonectria robusta, 939 nucleotides long. RefSeq lists its product as uncharacterized. Gene Ontology annotation, cellular component: endoplasmic reticulum. Gene Ontology annotation, molecular function: oxidoreductase activity. The record is from RefSeq and is a predicted model, not a curated record. The transcript is spliced from 4 exons. The coding region runs from base 1 to 939 and encodes 312 amino acids. NCBI's taxonomy places the organism in Eukaryota, Fungi, Ascomycota, Sordariomycetes, Hypocreales, Nectriaceae.
AUGGCCUCCGACGACGCUUCGCUGUUCCAGCGCAAGUACAUUGACUACGUCUAUGUCCCCGCUGCGCUGCUCAUCUUUGGCACCCUCAUUGUCAAGCGCGAUUGGGUGCCCUACUCUGCGCUCUUGGCCCUUGCCUUUGGCAUCUACAACUUCAAUGCCCUGAAGGUCAAGAAGGUCCUGAAGCCCGACGUCUUCCAGGAGUUUGAGCUCGAGGAGAAGACUGUCAUCUCCCACAACGUUGCCAUCUACCGCUUCAAGCUCGAUAACCCCUCUUCCAUCCUCGGUCUCCCCAUCGGCCAGCACAUCUCCAUCGGUGCUAAGCUUCCCCAGCCUGAUGGCACCACCAAGGAAAUUGUCCGCUCUUACACUCCUGUGUCUGGCGACCACCAGCCUGGCCACUUUGACGUCCUCAUCAAGUCCUACCCCCAGGGCAACAUCUCUAAGCACAUGGCUUCUCUCGUUGUGGGCAAGACUAUCCGUGUCCGCGGCCCCAAGGGUGCUUUCACUUACACUCCCAACAUGGUUCGGCACUUCGGAAUGAUCGCCGGUGGUACCGGAAUCACCCCGAUGCUGCAGGUCAUGCGGGCCAUUGUCCGUGGCCGGGCCGCCGGGGAUAAGACCGAGGUUGAUCUGAUCUUUGCCAAUGUCACUCCUCAAGACAUUCUCCUCAAGGAGGACCUCGAUGCCCUUGCCGCCAAGGACGCUGGCAUCCGUAUCCACUACGUCCUCGACAAGCCCCCGGAGGGCUGGACUGGUGGUGUCGGAUAUGUUACGGCCGACAUGAUUACAAAAUGGUUGCCGGCACCUGCGGACGACGUCAAGAUCCUGCUCUGCGGUCCUCCUCCGAUGGUUAGUGGCCUGAAGAAGUCCGCCGAGAGCCUUGGCUUCAAGAAGGCCCGCCCCGUCAGCAAGCUUGAGGACCAGAUCUUUGCCUUCUAA